AUGGUGACCUUCGUGGUUCGUGGUCAGACGUACAGCGAACAAGUUCCACGAAAGUCCUUAACAGAUGAGGUCUCCCCAGUGCUGCGGGCAAUGGUGGAGGAACGGCAGGACGAUGACACCUUUCGACGUGGUGAGCAGGACUCGCAAGGCCGCUAUGUGCUGGAGGGCCCCACCAAUGCCAAGGCUUUCUCCUUGCUGGUGGAGUGCGUGCGCCAGGGGGGCAACUUGCCCCAGAUGGAGAUGGCGAAGCGCAUACAGGACCUGGACCUGGAGGCACGCGUUGAAGCCUGCCGGUACGUGGACUACUACCUCCUGCCUGGCCGCUCCAAGAUGCAGCUCACGAAAGAGCUCCUUGCGUCGCUGGUGUGUGAAGAAGUUCCGCCGGCAGAGGUCCUUGACCUCAGCCAGCUUGGCCUGUGUCGGUCAGAGAUGAUCAUGGAGCGCAUCAGCUUGGCCGGACUCCGGCUCAGCAACUUGCGCUUGGAGAACUCCCACGUCAAGAAAAUCGAGAUUCACAGGUGCGACCUGUUCGACUGCGACUUGUCUUUCACAGUGACAGCUGGCGAGGUGAAGGUGACCAGCUCAAGAAUGGAGAAUGUGCAGUUCGGCGUCUUUACGAUGGUGGCCUCCGUGGAGGAGUCGCAGCUCAUCCACUGCAACUUUCGAGUCGCCGAAGAGUUGUUUGUGGCCGACUCUGAGCUGGACAGCUGCACGUUCAAGGGCAGUGACGAAGAUAGGAAGGACAGGCAGUUCAUCAGCGCAAUCUUCAACCACACAGACUUGCACGGAGACAUCACGCUGCCCUUCGACCGGGUGGUGUGCGAGCGUACCUACUUCCAUGGCCGGGUCCUUCGCAUGACGAAAGGCGGCUCCACGAUCAGCCUGAGAAGAGCAAAGCUGCGCACACUUCCCAGAAUCGAGUGCGAGGGGAAGAUCGUCCUCUGCUUGGAGGACUGCGACUUGCUGGAGUCUUUGACCUUCCAGGGCAUGCGGCUUCAGCUGCGGGGCGUCCACUGCGCGAAGCCCUGCGAGUUCCGGGAGGUCGAGUUCGCCACCAAGGUGUGCGACAUUGUCUUCCCAAGGAGCAGCCGCUUCGUGAACGUCCGCUUCAAAGAUGGCCUGCAGGCCUGCGUGGCCAGCGCCUGCCGUUUUGAGUACUGCAACCUGGGCUUCGGCCAGGACGCGGUGGCAGACUGCUUGCUGACGCAGUGCCACUUCCAGUCCUGCCACUUCCCCUUCUUAGAAGAUUGCUCGCCCGUGGCGAACUUCGCUGGGAGCCAGUUUAUUGCUUGCCGCAUCCAAUGGAGCGGGCCCUUCGCACACGAGGAAAGCUUCGUGAUCAACUCCCACUGGCUCCGCAAGUGGAAUCUGGCCAGCUGUUCCGUUUCUGAUAGUCACGGGUAG
Messenger RNA from Symbiodinium natans, 1404 nucleotides. The record is from the annotation of a GenBank genome assembly. NCBI's taxonomy places the organism in Eukaryota, Dinophyceae, Suessiales, Symbiodiniaceae.